AGGACAAGCAAGAGCGCUCCUCGACUGGAAAGCCAGCCUUGACAACCAAAGCCAAAGAGCACUGCACUCUUGGGGCAACACGUCGACGCCCUGCAAUUGGCGUGGCAUCACCUGCGGUACCGGUGUGCACUGGCACCGGCUAGUGAUCAAAGGCAUCUCUCUGCGGGGGAUGCGGCUAAGAGGGGCUCUGGAGUCCCUCAACUUCUCGGCCUUGAGGACCUUGACACGCCUCGACCUCUCACACAACCUCCUUGCUGGGAGCAUUCCUCCUAGUAUCGAGAUCCUUGGCGAGCUCCAUGCUCUUCCUUCUGCAAGGCAACCAGAUAAGAGGCUCAAUCCCACUAGGUCUAGGAAAUCUCACAAAAUUGCAUUCCUUAAUGCUUCACGAAAAUGAACUCUCCGGUGAAAUACUAAGUCAGAUAGGCAACUUGAGUAGUCUUGUCACCCUCAACUUGUCAAACAAUCACUUGGUUGGUCAUAUCCCUUGUGAGAUAGGACACAUGAAGCACUUAGUUGCAUUAGAUUUGUCCAGUAAUGAUCUUUUUGGUAAAAUACCAAGCAGCAUAGGUGGUUUGA
Messenger RNA from Triticum aestivum (bread wheat), 576 nucleotides. Its product is annotated as receptor kinase-like protein Xa21. The record is from RefSeq and is a predicted model, not a curated record. Lineage: Eukaryota; Viridiplantae; Streptophyta; Magnoliopsida; Poales; Poaceae.